Messenger RNA from Vicia faba (fava bean), 474 nucleotides. The record is from the annotation of a GenBank genome assembly. Lineage: Eukaryota; Viridiplantae; Streptophyta; Magnoliopsida; Fabales; Fabaceae.
AUGACCUAUUUUGCAGUUGGUCAUGAGGAACUCUUAGUCUCCGAAGCUUCUUCUCAAGAGGUCAAGGAUUCGAAGGCUCACUAUACUCUCACUAAUGAAAAAGUUUCCAGCUUUGAGAGGGAUCGCUCAAGGCUACACAUUCAUUUGGAUCAAGUGUCCCCUUUCUUGGAGAAAGUGGAUCUGAAUGAAUCUCCUACAACUUUGGUCGGCCACAUAUUGAAACAAUCUUGCUUGAAGAGGAUAAGCUUAGUUCUCAUUAGAUGGAAAUCAUGGCUUGGACCUGGAAAAACAUGGUCAUAUCUUAACAUUACGCUCCAUGUUAUACAGGAUUGUUCACCGGCCAAAGGUAAGAUCCUCCUCCCUGCCCUGAAGUUUGACUCAGAUCGAGGUGGACGUCUUCGGACUCCAUUGCAAAACACACUUGGAUUGGCUAGAUCUGAAAGGGGUGCGCCAACUAUGCAGAAUUGUGUGUAA